Psilocybe cubensis is the source of this 1191-nucleotide messenger RNA. RefSeq lists its product as uncharacterized. The transcript has 4 exons. Lineage: Eukaryota; Fungi; Basidiomycota; Agaricomycetes; Agaricales; Agrocybaceae. The coding region runs from base 1 to 1191 and encodes 396 amino acids. The record is from RefSeq and is a predicted model, not a curated record.
AUGAUUCGCGGCUCACAAUCCACCUCAUUACUGGUCCUCGGUGCUUUCACCUUUGUUGUGACAGCCAGUGCUAUAUCUCUCCUUUCCAUCAAACAGUCCAGGAAAAAGGUCCCCAAAUCACCUCGUCGUGAAAAGCUACCAAAAGAUCUCGAAACUUGGAAAUUUCUCAGCUUCGAAAAAUACGUAGAAGUAUGGGACGAACUCCGACCUCUGCUCGAACAGCAUAAUUUUCAGCUGUGGACAACCACCCCCGGGCAACAGCUUUGGGAUUAUGAUCUGCCUCCACAGGGAGAUAAUUUCUUAUACUUGACUUCGCACAGCGCCCCAAAUAUAUCAUGGGUAAGAUGGCGGAGGUUUAGUUUUAUAACGGUGUGCCUUCACCACGCUGCUCGUAUGAAUGGAAUUCGCGACGUCGUUCUUCGUGUAGUUGCCCUAUCAGGCGAAGGACAGACCCACCUGCGAAUUAUGAAGCGACUUGCAUCCCCUCCAGACCAGUUGCUAAGCAGCAACCACAUUCUGCCUAUUUUACACGAGGUUUACUUCCAGGAUAUUGUCAUUAUAGCUGUCCCAAAGCUUAUUUUCGAUCUUCAUGAGGUCCUUCUCUAUCCAGAGUCAUGCUCCGUUGAAGACGCCUUAUACAUGGUGCUCCAGGCUUUUGAGGCAACUGCAUAUCUCCACCAAAACCUUAUUGCGCAUCGUGUAGGUUUCCUGUUACUUGAAGGCGUUUCGUCUUUUGAAUAUCAUAUACAGGAUCUAUAUCUACCUAACUUUAUGGUUGAAUGGAUGCCCGAGUCUUUGACUAAACGCACAACCGUGGCUCGUCCUAGGGUAUACAUGAUCGAUUUUGAAACUGCAGUUGACUUUCCAGCGGACUCCUUAGAGUCGGAUAGGGUGUGCACAUCGUUUCAUCGGGAUCUAGAACAAUUCGGUCGUAGUAUUGCGCCGGAACUUAGAACGAAGGAGCCAUAUUGCCCAUUCAAAUUGGAUAUGUGGGAGUUGGGAAACGAUCUACGCAUUUUUCUGUUGACCGGGCUGGAUGAGGUCGACAGACUUUGGCAGGCUCUUUGCGUACCUAAUCCUCAGGACCGCAUGACAGCUGACACUGCCCUGAAGACUCUUGAUGAAUUUCUUCGUAAAACUCCUUCCAUUGAUCUCCACCGAGAACUGUUGUACCCGACCAAUAAUGGCUGA